Messenger RNA from Adineta steineri, 330 nucleotides. Lineage: Eukaryota; Metazoa; Rotifera; Eurotatoria; Adinetida; Adinetidae. The record is from the annotation of a GenBank genome assembly.
AUGGCAGAUUCAAAUACUGCUGAUCAAAAAACAAAUAGAUCGCCAAGAUGGUUACAACCAACACAAAUGUUUCCUGGUGCAUCAAAAACAAUACAAAAUGAUAAUGAAUGCAGCGGCGAAAGUGAAGAAGAAAAUAUUAGUCGUGAUUAUGAUCGUGAUACCGGAACAUUGUUCAUGCAGCAAUUCGACGCAUGUGAACAAAACGUCAGUGAAUUCAUCAGUUUGUAUCAUUCACAAGACUUCAACCUUCGGAAUGCAAAAAAUCAGCAAUUUUUACAAAUGCUAGAGCCAAAAUCAAAAGAAAAUACAGAAAAAAAUCGGCGACUAUAA